AUGUUAUUUCUCUUUUUUGUUGUUGCUUUAAGCGAAACCCUUUACUACAACGUAAACACCAAAUCAACCAAUGUCAUAGACUAUGAGAGAUAUGAUGUUGAUACAUGUUACAUGACUAAAGAUAGCGAAUUUUUCCAAAUUACUGUUGCCUCUAAAGUUUACACCCGAAAAUAUUUCACCGACGUUGAAUGCAAGAAACCUGGUUCUACAGCAACAGAAAACAUUCAAUUUGAAGAUAAAAACUCCAAAUGGAAGAAAACUAUUGAUGCCAAAUUUACAAAAAAAGUCGUCUUUACUGCUGAAAAAAAAGCUAGUUGCCCAAACAAGGACAAAAAGAUGGCUGGUGUUUAUAAAAACGAUGUCUGCUAUAAAGAUGGUGAAAAAUACAAAAAGGCUAUUAUUCUUAAUGAAUCCGGUGUUAAAAAGUGGUCUCUAGCUGUUUAUAGCGAUGCUACUUGCACAAAACAAACAGAAACUCCGAAUAAGGUAGAAUGCAAUAAGUGUACUUCUGAUGUUUAUACUGCUUGUUAUGAAUCAUUAACCCCAGAUUCAUCUGUUCUCACUUUUGUUCUGUUUGCUUUUGCAAUCAUUGCAUUCUUUUUCUAA
This is a messenger RNA of Entamoeba invadens IP1, 606 nucleotides long. RefSeq lists its product as hypothetical. The coding region runs from base 1 to 606 and encodes 201 amino acids. The record is from RefSeq and is a predicted model, not a curated record. The transcript has a single exon. Lineage: Eukaryota; Evosea; Mastigamoebida; Endamoebidae.